Messenger RNA from Mugil cephalus (flathead mullet), 2205 nucleotides. RefSeq names its product peripherin (gene prph). The transcript is spliced from 9 exons. Gene Ontology annotation, cellular component: axon; type III intermediate filament; plasma membrane. Bases 101 to 1543 code for a protein of 480 amino acids. Gene Ontology annotation, molecular function: structural molecule activity. Lineage: Eukaryota; Metazoa; Chordata; Actinopteri; Mugiliformes; Mugilidae. The record is from RefSeq and is a predicted model, not a curated record.
CUGAGCACUCUUCAGUCUGGUGUCCUGUUGCUUGACGAGCAUCUCGAAGCCUUCAGCUCUCCACUUUCACACAGCGACAGAGAACAGAACCAGACUGACCAUGAGCCAUUCUUCAGCGCAUACCUCCACCUCCUACAGGCGGACCUUUGGAAGCCCACACCCCAUUUCAAUGUCCUCCUACUCCCCCGUGUCCUCCCGUAUGCCCAUGUCCGGGGGACGCUAUGUGCGUUCCAUGUCUCCUGUGGUGACAUCCCGCUCCACCACCUACCACCAACAACGCUCCCGUCCCAGCCCUCAGCCCCCUCGCCUCUCCUAUGACAAGGUGGACUUCACCCUCGCUGAGGCCAUCAACCAGGAGUUCCUCACCACUCGCAGCAACGAGAAGGCCGAGCUGCAGGAGCUCAAUGACCGCUUCGCCAGCUUCAUUGAGAAGGUGCGCUACCUAGAGCAGCAGAACGGCGCACUGCAGCAGGAGCUCAACCAGUUCAAGGGUCAGCAGCAGCACGGCCAGCCCAACCGUGCCUCCGAGCUCUUCCAGGAGGAGCUAAGGGAGAUGCGGCGCCAGAUGGAUGCUGUUGGCAAAGAGAGAGACCAGUACCAGCUGGAGAGGGACAACCUGGCUGAAGACCUGGCACUAAUCAAGCAGAGGUUGGAGGAAGAAGCCCAGAAGAGGGCGGAUGCUGAGAGUAACCUGGUUGCCUUCCGCAAGGAUGUGGAUGAUGCCACACUGGCCCGUCUGGAGCUGGAAAGGAAGAUUGAGUCUCUGAUGGAUGAGAUCGAAUUCCUUAAGAAACUCCAUGAUGAGGAAAUCCAGGAUGUCCAGGUGAGUGUUCAGACCCAUCAGCUGAAGAUGGAGGUGGACAGCACCUCUAGGCCCGACCUAACUGGGGCUCUGAGGGACAUCAGGGCCCAGUACGAGACCAUUGCCUUGAAGAACAUGCAAGAAUCUGAGGACUGGUACAAGUCCAAGUUUGCUGAUUUGACUGAAUCUGCAAAACGCAACACUGAUGCUCUGAGGCAGGCCAAGCAGGAGGCCAACGAGUCCAGGAGGCAGAUUCAGUCUCUCAACUGUGAAAUUGAUGCAAUGAAGAACACUAAUGAAGCUCUGCUGAGGCAGAUGCGUGAAAUGGAGGACCAGUUUGGCAAUGAGAUUGCCAACUACCAAGACAAUGUAGGCCGACUGGAGGACGAGAUCCGCCACCUGAAGGACGAGAUGGCUCGCCACCUGAGGGAGUACCAGGACCUCCUCAAUGUCAAAAUGGCUCUGGACAUUGAGAUCGCUACUUACCGUAAACUGCUGGAGGGGGAGGAGAGCAGGAUUACUGUUCCCAUCCUCAAUAUUGGGAUGAGCAAUCACUUUGGUGACCGAGACUAUGAAAAACCUCCAGAAAGCCAGAGCAAGAGGACUGUGGUGAUAAAGACAGUUGAGACUAGAGAUGGAGAGGUGGUGAAGGAAUCCAGGAGGGAGAAAGAGAGAGGCUCGGAUAAAAGUGACAAGGAAGACAAGGAGGACAAGGAGGGCAAGGAGGACAAGGAGGAGUAAAAAUUCAUUAGACAAUGUGAAGGCCAGUGCCAUGAUAGAAAAGUGGAAAAAAUAGAAAAAAGACAACUCUGAUCUAUAUAGCCCUCAUUCCUACUAGUUAUGUGUUUCAGUGUCUAGCAAAGUGAGUCUAAGCAUAGGUGCAAUGUUGGAUGAAUUCCUUCAGAGAGUCCAUUUGGUGCUAUUUGGAGCCACCCGACUUUUGCUGAACACUUUGUGUCUUCUUUAGAACUGUGCAAAACCACUUAUUAACAUACCACCCGAGGCCUUCAUUUACAGUGCAAUCCCGCAGAAUCCUUAGACGACCACACAUUUGUAGUCGAGCAUUAAACUACUAAAUAGGCAGGAUUUCAAUAGAGUGUGUCCUAAAUAUGAAUAUGCUAACACACAUCCUGACACUGCCCUUUGGCAAACUCACCUUAAAAGACAGACCGCCUACAUUUAUUUUAGGAGCUUUGCUAUCGUCUUAUUGUGCAAACUACCUUUUCACCAAAGACAUGCAUUCUUGGUAAAUAAGUAACACACAAGAAAUGUUGACAAUGAAAAAUCUGACAGUCACCAACUGAGUAGACUUUUUGCUGAAUGUGCUUUGUAACGCUGUGGUGUGUAUCUGGCACAACUGAUGAAAGAAUAUGUUCGUGCAAAAUAAACCCAAAUGGAGCAAA